AUAAAGGAGAUAAACAGAAUCGUCGUUCUUCACCGAUUUCCGGUCCUCCACAAGAAAAAACAAAAGAAGAAAAUAACAAUAUUGAUAAUCAUCAUCACGCAGCACUAUGGAACGAUGCCGUCUCUUCCGUACAGUCGUGGAUGGAAAAGUCACAUCACAGUGGAGAAGGAACAAGUACCCAACAACCAAAUAGUACUCUGUCCGUUGGGACGAAUAAUAGAAUGAUUUAUUCGGACAACACCUUUUCAAUUGCUCCCAGCGACCUCACUUUUUUAUGGGAAGAGUGUCCUCGUUGUUUCUAUUUGAAAGUUCAUCGCAAGUCAUAUCGUCCACGUCUACCGUUUCCUAGUGUGUUUGGAGCCAUCGAUCAACAAAUGAAGCAAUUCUUUUCCGGUAAAAGAACGGAUGAGUUUUGGCAACACUUUCCAAAUAACGGUGGUCGUUUUGCUACUUUGCCUCGGUCUUCAGCCAUAUGGAUUGAAAGUCGACCGUUGAAAAUGGCCAAAUAUGAUGCUUGGAUAGUAUUAAGAGGCAAGAUCGAUAGUUACUUACAAAUGGAUGAUGGUACCCUUGGAUUGGUUGACUUUAAAACGAGUCAGAUAGGAAAUCGUUUGGCUCCCAUUUAUUCGAGACAGUUACAUGCCUAUGCUUGGAGUUUAGAGAAUCCUUUGGAAACAACUGGUCCACUGAUAGGCAUAGUAAGUAAUAUGGGGUUGAUUACUUUUCAUCCACAAUCAUUUCAAGUGGAUGCAUCUUCAUUUCUUUCACAGAAACCACUGGAAGCUUCAUUCGGUGGCAGAUUAGAAUAUUUGCCCAUUCCACGAGAAGAUGAUCGAUUCUUGGACUUUUUAGAACAAGUGGUUGGUCUAUUGAAACAAGAACAAGCCCCGGUGAUCGAUUAUCAAACCCAGUGUCCAUUUUGUCAAUAUCUUAUUCAACAAGGAAAAGUAUGAAAGGAUACUAUUGGGCAAAGAUAAGUGGAAUGAGU
This is a messenger RNA of Galdieria sulphuraria, 988 nucleotides long. RefSeq lists its product as uncharacterized. The record is from RefSeq and is a predicted model, not a curated record. The transcript has 3 exons. Lineage: Eukaryota; Rhodophyta; Bangiophyceae; Galdieriales; Galdieriaceae. Bases 141 to 953 code for a protein of 270 amino acids.